This is a messenger RNA of Drosophila suzukii, 5700 nucleotides long. RefSeq names its product sex determination protein fruitless (gene fru). NCBI's taxonomy places the organism in Eukaryota, Metazoa, Arthropoda, Insecta, Diptera, Drosophilidae. Gene Ontology annotation, cellular component: nucleus. The record is from RefSeq and is a predicted model, not a curated record. Gene Ontology annotation, molecular function: protein binding. Gene Ontology annotation, biological process: regulation of transcription by RNA polymerase II.
GCAGCAGUCAGUUGGACGCGGCGGCUCCUUCAGCAAGGACGCACAGCUCACACAAUCCCUUCGAAGGACAGCGACAUACCGAAAGGCCUGCCACAACAUUUUCAGACUCUAAGGUCCUGUAAGGCCUGUAAAGUUUUUACAUUCAGCUUACAUAAAUGCUAGAGGACGCUGUAAACACAAACAAAAAUACAGAGCGCUAGAAAGCGCUAAUUAGCCAGAAAUGUUAGCCAAGUUUUAGUCGGUAUUUUCGCGCUUGAUUUUUUUCGGCGACUGCAAGAGUUUUGGUCGCUUGGUCGUUUGUGUGUGGAGUGCCGCCCGAUUUUUUGUUGGUCCUUUUUUUUCUGUUUGGUGUCUCACCGAGUGCCGUUUUUAACCAAUAUACUAGAGACAUACUAGCGUACUAGCUAAUACAUAUUAACUUGUUGUGCCAGCAUUCUGUGUGUGUGCCAGCCAGCUUCUGAGUGCAUUUUCAUUAAAGUCAACAAGUUGCAGCCGCAUAAGGUCAAAUAAAAGCAGCCAGAGCCAAAAUGAUGGCGACGUCGCAGGACUAUUUUGGCAAUCCGUACGCCCUCUUCCGCGGUCCGCCCACAACUUUGAGGCCCCGCGAGUCGCCGCUGGGCGUGGGUCACCCCCACGGCCAUGGGCAUAUCCACAGCCACGCCCAUGCCCACGGCCAUGGCCACGCCCACUCGCAUUAUGCGGCCUUGGACUUGCAGACGCCGCACAAGCGGAAUAUCGAAACGGAUGUGCGGGCACCGCCGCCGCCAUUGCCGCCACCACCGCUUCCGCUUCCGGCCGCAUCCCCUAGGUACAACACUGACCAAGGAGCGAUGGACCAGCAAUUCUGCUUGCGCUGGAACAAUCAUCCCACAAAUUUGACCGGCGUGCUCACCUCACUGCUGCAGCGGGAGGCGCUAUGCGAUGUCACGCUCGCCUGCGAGGGCGAAACAGUCAAGGCUCACCAAACCAUACUGUCAGCCUGCAGUCCGUAUUUCGAGACGAUUUUCCUACAGAACCAGCAUCCACAUCCCAUCAUCUACUUGAAAGAUGUCAGAUACGCAGAGAUGCGCUCUCUGCUCGACUUCAUGUACAAGGGCGAGGUCAACGUGGGUCAGAGUUCGCUGCCCAUGUUUCUCAAAACGGCCGAGAGCCUGCAGGUGCGUGGUCUCACAGAUAACAACAAUCUGAAUUACCGCUCCGACUGCGACAAGCUGCGCGAUUCGGCGGCCAGUUCGCCGACCGGCCGUGGUCCCAGCAAUUACGCCGGCGGCAUGGGCGGCGCUGGGGGCGUGGCCGAUGCGAUGCGCGACUCCCGCGACUCCCUGCGCUCCCGCUGCGAACGGGAUCUGCGCGACGAGCUGACGCAGCGCAGCAGCAGCAGCAUGAGCGAACGCAGCUCGGCGGCAGCAGCGGCGGCGGCGGCAGCAGCAGCGGUGGCCGCUGCAGGCGGCAAUGUCAAUGCGGCCGCCGUCGCCCUGGGCCUGACCACGCCCACCGGCGGCGAACGAUCUCCGAGCGUGGGCAGCGCCAGUGCAGCGGCAGCGGCUGCGGCGGUAGCAGCGGCCGUGGCAGCGGCCGCCAAUCGUAGUGCCAGCGCCGAUGGAUGCAGCGAUCGUGGCAGCGAGCGCGGAACUCUCGAGCGGACGGAUAGUCGCGAUGAUCUGUUGCAAUUGGAUUAUAGCAACAAGGAUAACAACAACAGCAACAGCAGUAGUACCGGCAACAACAACAACAAUAAUAACAACAACAAUAGCAGCAGCAACAACAACAAUAGGGAGCGCAACAACAGCAGAGAGCGCGAACGGGAACGGGAGCGGGAAAGAGAGCGUGAGCGUGACAGGGACAGGGAGCUGUCCACCACGCCGGUGGAUCAGCUGAGUAGUAGUAAGCGCAGACGUAAGAACUCAUCAUCCAACUGUGAUAACUCGCUGUCCUCGAGCCACCAGGACAGGCACUACCCGCAGGACUCUCAGGCCAACUUCAAGUCGAGUCCCGUGCCCAAGACGGGCGGCAGCACAUCGGAGUCGGAGGACGCCGGCGGCCGCCACGACUCGCCGCUCUCGAUGACCACAAGCGUCCACCUGGGCGGCGGUGGGGGCAAUGUGGGCGCGGCCAGCGCCCUGAGCGGUCUGGGCCAGUCCCUGAGCAUCAAGCAGGAGCUGAUGGACGCCCAGCAACAGCAGCAGCAUCGCGAACACCAUGUGGCCCUGCCGCCCGAUUACUUGCCGAGUGCCGCCCUGAAGAUGCACGCGGAGGACAUGUCGACUCUGCUGACGCAGCAUGCUUUGCAAGCAGCAGAUGCGCGGGAAGAGCACAAUGAUACCAAACAGCUGCAGCUGGACCAGACGGACAAUAUCGACGGCUCCAAGGCCUGGCACAUGCGGCUAACCUUCGAGCGGCUCUCGGGCGGCUGCAACCUGCACCGUUGCAAGCUGUGCGGCAAGGUCGUCACCCACAUCCGCAACCACUACCACGUCCAUUUCCCGGGUCGCUUCGAGUGCCCCCUCUGCCGGGCCACCUACACGCGCAGCGACAACCUGCGGACCCACUGCAAGUUCAAGCACCCGAUGUACAAUCCGGAUACGCGAAAGUUCGACAACCUAAUGUCCUCGUCGGCGGUGGGGGCGGGUGCCACGCCCACGGCCAGCCAGUUGGCGGUUGCCUCGCAAGCGGCCAUGGCAGCGGCAGCCGCGGCGGCCUUUAAUGCAGCGCAACAGCAGCAGCAACAGCAACAGCAGCAUCAACAGCAGCAUCAGCAACAUCACCAGCAGCAGCAACAGUCGCAGUCGCAGUCGCAACAGCAGCAGCAGCAACAGCAGCAAUCGCAGCAGCAACUCCAUGCCCUUGCCCAGCAACACAUGUUGCAGCUGCAGCCGCAACACCACCAGCAGCAGCAACACAAUGCCACAAGUGAAUGAUACAGUCAGUACCUGGGCUGGAACUAUGGUGCCUGGCGCCACGAUGACCACAACCUCAAGCAGCAACAGCAACCCCAGCAGCAACAUCGCAAGGCUCCGCCCUUUAACUUUUAUGCCCGCGACUAUUACUACCAGCAACAUCAGCAGCAACAGCAGCAGCAGCAAGAGUCACCCAUUAGCAAUGGCAACAUGAGACAACAGCAGCAGCAGCAGCAGCAGCAACAUCGACGACAGCAGCAACAUCCGCCUGCCCAGACGAUCAUCAUCGAUGAGAGCGACAAUGAGCUGGAGGAGGAGCAGCAGAUGAGGCUGAAUUUCGAGCGGUACAUGGAGCAGCUGAAGCAGCUGGCGCCCUACGAUCCCCAAGAAACUUUGUGCAAUAGCAACACCAACAUUAACAUUAACAACAGCAGCAGCAACAGCAGCGGCGAGCCCACGAAUGCCAAUCCAAUGGAAGCUACUACAACUACUACUAAUAGUAAUAAUAAUAUUAAUAACAAUAGUUAUGCUAACAACAGUGCUAGGAGCUACAGCAAAAGGCAACAGGAGUAGCAACCUGCAACCUGCAACGGCAACAGCUAAGGGCAACCUGCAACAGCAACCAAUUGAUACUCAAUGCAAAGUAAAUUUAGAUGAGAAAAGAUCUUAAAUGUUGAAUCGAUUUAAGGGUAAGCCAAAUUUAUUUGUCAAUUAUGUAGAGGAGAGGAUAAAUUGCCGGCUGCGAGAAGGAAUCUAAUGCUGAUCUGUGCAGAAAGCGACAUAUUGUCAUGGUUUCAACUAGAUAUGGAUGUUGCAGUCACACACAAAACACACACGCACUUAUAUACAGUAUAGUAAAUCUAAUUGUAAUGGAGUUUUUAAUUGUAAAAGUCUUGUCUUCGUGGGGCAAGCAAAAAAGGGUUUCCAAGGCAGCUAAGAUGAAGAAGUGGGUGGCAAAUAGGGCUAAAUACGGAACGAAAAAAAGGUUUUUAACUAACAGCACUCAAAUAUUUACAAGAAGAAAACAAAAAACGUAAACUAAUUGUAUUUCAAGAACUACCUACUCACAUAUAUGGAAUUACAAAUUACAAAAUACAAAUUUUACAAAUUAAAAUCGUUGGACCUGUCAGACAUUUGUGCCAAAUCUCUUGGUGGUAGUGCCAACUUCCUUGGCUGCACUCUCUCUUUUUGCACCUGUUCGUUGUUGCAUUUAACAUUAAUAUGUGCACACCCACAAAAACCAAACCCCACAACACCCCCUAAAAACAAAACCACACACUAACCCACCCGGAAACCACUCUGAUACUCUAAAACAAAAAAAUAUUAUGAAAGUUAGGAGCAAACACCGAACAUUGAAGACAUUUUGAACGAGAGAUUUCUAUGCUGCUAACCAUUUUACUGUUUUAUAUAAAUGUAUAUUUAAUUACGAUCUAAUGAAUGUCACGUUUUACGAACAAUAAUAACAAGAAUUGUAAAAUAUAAUGAUAGCGUUACUCUGAACUUAAUCGAUAUUUAUAAAACAAUAUUCAAUGGGAUUUUCUCUGCAUCUAUGAUGUACAAAUCGGUGCGUUUGAUAUCGAUGUUAGUUGACCUUGAAGACAUGCAUUACGGUAGCCCUAAUCUUAGCGAAGCAGUUUUAAACUAAUCUAAUCUAAUCUAAACUAAACUAAUUCACUGAGUACGGAUACUAAACUAAUGUUAAUUUAUUUAUAACCAUCCUGGGAGUGUGUGCGAAUGAGUCUCGAACUGAGCGAUUGCCGAUGGAUCUGCAAUACGAUCGAUACGAUCCGAUAUGAUCUGAUGUAUUAUAGUUAGCGAUAGCGAUAACAUCGCCAGAUCCGAUUGUCAAUGCAUGUGGCCGAGUUUGUUAUCCAGUCUAUAUAUAAUAUUAUAUACCUACUUAUACACACAUGCGUGAGCUAUUAUUAAUUCUUGCAGACUCUUCUUACGGUGUAAAUAUGAUUGAUGAUUCUCCCACGAUUUCUGCUAGUUAAUGUAUAUUUAAAAUCAGUUUUUUGUAAUUUGUUGUUGUACAUUGAUUGCCAAAUCCCCGAAAUUGGUGCGCACACACACACACACAUAUAAGAACACAAACACGAGCAUAUGCAAACACACACAAACGAACGUCUAAUUGCCUAAAGAAUUAAUGCAUAAUUCUAUUAAAUAUAUAGUUAUAUAUUAUAUACACACAUAUUCAUAAUAUUUAUUUGUUCUACUUCUUAACAUGAAAUGUUUAGUAAUUAAAUUUUUAUUAUUAAUAAUGCUACAUCAAAUACUGCCCCCGACUUAAUGUUUGUUUAAUGUUUAUUUUUAACGCUGUUUUGUUAAACAAAAAUUUAAGAAAUUUAUCUAUAUAUGAUGUGAUAACUAUAGUAAAACUAAAAACACACACACACACGCCCACAAAACAAACAAAAAACACCCACAUUACAAAUUGAAAUUAUGUUAAUUAAGCAGGAGAGUAGAGAGUUGAAGUUUUUUUAAAAAACGAUCGAAAGUAAUCUAUAAUUUGUGUGGUAUGCAAAAUGGUGCUAAAUCCAAAUAUACUUUAAAGUAUAAUGAAUAGGACGAGAGGGAACGAAUGGAGGAGGCCAGCUCCCCUUGAAUCGUAUCGUAUGUGCAAUAUGACUAGUUUUCGUUUAAGGUGCAGGAUGUUGACGAGACCACGCAAAAGCCAACAAUUUUCAAUUAUGCGAAGAAAAAUAAAAUUAAAAAAUAAAAAAAUAUAUGUAAAUACAAAGCGGUGCUCACCCCCUACACAUAAACAGAUAUUCAAAGUCCUUUUAAAUGUCACAAAAAAAAA